ACCGCUGUUGCCCCAGCUGAUUUGCCAAAUCUUUUACGAAAGCAGUGAAGGUACCUGUAUUUCGAGAUAGACUCCAUUCCAAAUUUAAAACUAGUUGAGACUUUAACAUGGCCACAAACGCUCCACUUAUAAUGCGAAUAAUGGCGCUGUCCAUCAACACUGCAAAACGCGCCGGCAUCAUCAUACGCGAUGUUCUGAAGCAGGGCGAUUUGGGCAUCGUGGACAAGGGAAAAAAUGAUCCGCAAACUGAGGCGGACCGUUCUGCUCAGCGGUGCAUCAUUGCGUCGCUAACGAAGAAAUUUCCCAGCAUUAAAAUUAUUGGCGAAGAGGGCGGCUCCGACUUGAAUGUAUGCGAUGAUUGGCUGGUCGGUGAACAGGACGAAGCAUUCCUGAAGCAAAACUGCCCGGCGGCAUGGCAAGAUGCCAAGCCGGAGGACUUUGUCAUAUGGGUCGAUCCCUUAGAUGGCACUGCGGAGUAUACACAAGGCUAUGUGGAACAUGUUACUGUGCUCAUUGGCAUAGCUAUUAAAAACUCGGCUGUGGGUGGCAUUAUUCAUCAGCCCUUUUACAAGCAAUCCAGCGGAGAGCUAGGCCGCACAAUUUGGGGUCUUAAAGGGCUUGGUACUGGAGGAUUCACUCCUGUGAAACCGCCAGCGGGUGAAUUCAUCAUCACAACGACUCGUUCACAUUCCAAUGCGCUGCAUCAAAAAGCAGUGGAUGUCUUCAAUGCCAGCAAAGUGCUUAAGGUAGGCGGCGCUGGCUUUAAGGUGCUACAACUGCUUGAGGGAAAGGCGCAUGUUUAUGUAUUUGCUACGCCAGGAUGCAAAAAAUGGGACACUUGCGCACCGGAGGCGGUGUUGGAGGCAAAUGGCGGCACCCUGACUAAUAUCAAUGGCGAACAUUAUGAAUAUCAUGCAGAUGUGGAGCACGUGAAUAGCAGGGGUGUGCUCGCCAGCGUCGGGAAUAAUCACAAAGAGCUAGUGGAGAAGAUUCCUCUUGAAGUGCGGCAGGCCGUGGGAGCCAUGUAAACAAACAAUCCACAACUAA
This is a messenger RNA of Drosophila novamexicana, 1047 nucleotides long. Its product is annotated as 3'(2'),5'-bisphosphate nucleotidase 1. Gene Ontology annotation, biological process: phosphatidylinositol phosphate biosynthetic process. The transcript has 2 exons. Bases 108 to 1028 code for a protein of 306 amino acids. NCBI's taxonomy places the organism in Eukaryota, Metazoa, Arthropoda, Insecta, Diptera, Drosophilidae. Gene Ontology annotation, molecular function: 3'(2'),5'-bisphosphate nucleotidase activity. The record is from RefSeq and is a predicted model, not a curated record.